AUGGAGUCCUGGAAGGAGGGAACUGAUUGCUGCUCAUGGGAUGGUGUUACAUGUGAUAGGAUGAAAGGAGAUGUGAUAGGCCUUGACCUCAGUUGUAGCUGGCUUUGUGGCACCAUUCCUUUCAACAGUAGCCUCUUUCUUCUCCCUCACCUGCAAUGGCUCAACCUCGCUUCAAACAAUUUUAACUAUUCCUCCAUUUCAUCUAGGUUUGGCCAGUUUGCAAGAUUGAAACACCUUGACCUUUCUCACUCCAUGUUUUCUGGCAAAGUCCCACUUGAAAUAUCUCAACUCUCCCAACUCGCCUCACUAGAUCUCUCUGACUACAAUAGCUAUCUCAAACUCGAAGCAUCUGUUGUGAAGAGGCUUGUCCAAAAUCUGACCAAGCUAAGAGAACUUCAUCUUGAGAAUGUUGAGAUGUCUUCUAUUUCUCUUAGUUCUUUCAUGAAUCUGUCUUCUGCUUUGACAUCCAUUACUCUCAACAAUUGUUUAUUGCGCGGGAAGCUACCUGAUCACAUUUUCCGCCUACCAAACCUGCGUGAGCUUAUUCUAACAGAUAAUCCUGAACUCACAUGGUCUUUUCCAAUGGUAAAUUGGAGCACACCACUAAGGUAUUUGGAUGUCUCUCGCACAAUUUACUCAGGAGUGUUACCAAAAUCAAUUGGCAAAAUGAAAUUCAUACAACAUUUGUUUAUGAGUGAAUGCAAGUUUAAUGGGUCCAUUCCUGCAUGGCUUGGCAACCUUACACAGCUCAUUGAUUUGGAUUUAUCAAUUAACAAUUUUAGUGGUGAGAUGCCAUCAUCAAUUUCAAAUCUCUUUGUACUCUCCUACUUCGACCUACGAUCCAAUAAUAUUCAAGGAGCAUUACCAAUAUGGCUUGGGAAUCUCACGAGAGUUACUGAGAUUUUCUUUGGAACUAACAACUUUACGGGCCAAAUCCCAUCAUCACUUUCAAACCUAAAGAAUCUCACUUUUCUUGGCCUCAGAUAUAACAACAUUGGAGGCAGGAUUCCCAAUUGUUUUGCCAACCUCACAAAACUCACCGCAAUUCACUUGUCUUACAACCAACUCACUGGUCAAUUUGCUGAAUUUCAAUUUAGCGAUUCACUGGAGUUCCUAUCAUUAGAUAAUAACAGGCUUUAUGGCUCUAUUCCAAAGUCUAUCUCUAAUCUUGUCAACCUUUCAUUUCUUGAUAUUUCAUCAAAUGACUUGAAUGGCACUGUGGACUUUAAUAUGUUCAAAAAGCUGAAAACACUUCUAUAUUUGAACUUCCGUGCCAAUCUACUACAUGGCGUGCUUCCUGUUCCACCAUCUUCUAUGCGCAACUUUUUGAUCUCCAACAAUAGAUUAAGUGGGGAGAUCCCAUCUUCGAUUUGCAAUUCAUGGAUUUGA
Messenger RNA from Quercus lobata, 1389 nucleotides. Its product is annotated as receptor-like protein Cf-9. Bases 1 to 1389 code for a protein of 462 amino acids. Gene Ontology annotation, molecular function: protein binding. Lineage: Eukaryota; Viridiplantae; Streptophyta; Magnoliopsida; Fagales; Fagaceae. The record is from RefSeq and is a predicted model, not a curated record. The transcript has 3 exons.